AUGGCGACCCUCCCACCGCCACUCUCCAACCUCUCCCUAUGGCAGCGCACCGUGCGGUCGCACCCGCUGCUAUCGUCCAACGCGACCACCCCGCUGCCCGAGUCGGCCGACACGAUCGUCGUCGGCGGCGGGCUGAUGGGCGCACUGAUAGCCCACCACCUCCUCGAGAGGCAUCCGCACCACAAGGUCGUGCUACUCGAAGCGCGCGAACUCGCCUCGGGGGCCAGUGGACGUAACGCAGGGCACUGUAGGCCCGAUGCCGCGCGGGGGUUUACGACCUUUGCCAAGCUGCAUGGCGGCGAGCAGGCGCGCAAGAUCAUCGAGAGCGAGGCGGAGGUGCUCAAGCUCAUGGACGACCUGGUCAAGACCAACGGCAUCGAGUGUGAAUGGACCCGGCGGAUGACUUAUGAUGCCUGCCUCUCGCCCAAGUUUACAGAGUACACCGAAGCAGCCAUUGCCGGGCUGCAGUUUGCGGGCGGCACGCCCGACCUGAUCCGCCUCGACGACAAGGAAGCGCGCAAGGCGACGGGGACCAAUGCCGAAACAGCGUUUGCGUGGGACGCAGCGACGGUCAACCCGGCCCAGUUGACGCUCGGGGUCCACACCGUCAACGGGCUGACGGGGCGGUACGAGCCAUUUGCGUGGACGCCGGUCGUGGACUGCGAGCCGCUCGAAGGUGGCGGGGGAUGGGUGGUGGUCACGGAACGGGGGUCGGUGAGGUGCAACAAGGUCGUAUGGGCGACCAAUGGGUAUACGGCCGCAGUGGUGCCCGAGUUCAAGGGCCUUGUAGUGCCCCAGCGCGCACAGGCGCACAAGCUCUCUAGGCCCCCCGCAGGUAGCACCUUCACACCUCUCCAGGGCAGCUACUCGUUACGCAAGAGUAUGGAGGAGUUCUACUCUGUCGCUCCCCGUCCAGACGGCACCAUCGUGCUCGGCGCCUCGCGAGCCCUCAUCCCCCUGAACGAAUACCACAACCGCGCCAACGAUGCCGGCUUCCACGCCGGCUUGGCCGCCAACGCUCUCACGGCAUUUGCGGAGAUCUACCCCGAGGCAGGAUAUCGCCCCCCAUCGCUCCGCGCGCUCGAGGCCGACGCGCACCGCGCGGCAAGACUCAAGCCCACCGACCCACUCGCUGCGCUAGACGCUCCCUGGCCCGCGGCAGCGGACGUGCAGGGCGAAGACCGCGGUGUCGGGUUCGAGUACGCGUGGACCGGGAUCAUCGCCGCCACGCCCGACCUGGUCCCGUUUGUCGGCGAGCUGCCGGGCAAGCCCGGACAGUAUGCUGCGGUGGGAUUCAACGGGCAUGGAAUGGCGCGCAUUGCGCUCUGCGCGCCGACGUUGGUUGGAUACAUGGACAGCGGGGAGUGGGAGGGGAUCAUGCCCGAGUGCUUUAGGAUCACCCAGGAGAGGAUGGCAAGGCUGCGCUCAGCCGAGGUGUGA
This is a messenger RNA of Apiotrichum porosum, 1440 nucleotides long. RefSeq lists its product as uncharacterized. Gene Ontology annotation, molecular function: oxidoreductase activity. The record is from RefSeq and is a predicted model, not a curated record. Lineage: Eukaryota; Fungi; Basidiomycota; Tremellomycetes; Trichosporonales; Trichosporonaceae. Gene Ontology annotation, cellular component: cytoplasm. The coding region runs from base 1 to 1440 and encodes 479 amino acids. The transcript has 4 exons.